AUGAUGUCUUUUCACCCCCAGACCCCGCAAAGCCCCUCGCAUUUCUCGCCCAGUUCGAGUGAUCAAUCCACGAGCAUGUCAGGCUCCAUGAUUUCCACCACGACGACCUUGCCGACCCCAGCCCACAGCGUAAACGGCAGCUCCCUCGCCAACGACAUGUCGUUCACAGACAUUGUCAUGGGAGAGAACUCUCCCCAGAAGCGCAAGCGCACCGCCGACGAUGUAGGCGAUCGAGAGCAGAAGAAAGUCCACAUCGAGGACCGCAAACUUGGUAUUGACGACCUCCAUUUGGACGUUGGUGAAAAAUACCUCCUUUGCAGAUCUCAGCAUCAACCGCCUCGUCCUCAUCUGUCCGAAGACCUUUUCGAGAUGUUUGGUUUGGCGGAUCUUGCUGCUGAGUACGCGCGCAUUAAAGACGGCCAGAAGAAUGCUCUCCGCAAGACGUACAAGGGCCACAUCAAGAAGCUGGGAGUGCAAGGUCACUUUGACUCGGUGAAGACGGAUGAAAAGGACCCUGAGAGGAUAGAGUACCUCAUGGCCUGUCCCCAGGAAGAGUGGAACGCGCACUUUGUUAGAGGCAAGGAGAUCACCAGGGGUUUCUCGUCAGACAUGAAGAGCAAGAUGUCGAGGGCUGUUACUAUGAGCAGGGGGACCGUCCCUUCUACCCUUUGGAACAACUCGGUUCUUGGGGAUAUCGCAACGACCUCGUUGAAGGCGCACCUCAAUCAGCCGCCAUCCGCAAGACCCACGGCGCCGAACACCCCUUUGGCUUACGGGGGCCCAGCCAUGCAACGUGUGAAGCCGCAGACCCCCGGUUUCCAGGACAACCGGCCCAGGCGCAACAUCAAGAAGCGAGGCUACGGCGAUUCCAGUUUUGAGGGCUACGGCGAAGGGUACGAGGAUGAUGGCGGGUUGGAGACAGGAUACUCCACCGGCGAGGGUGACAUGGCCUCUGGGUUCAAGCGUCGCAAAAAGACUCAGCCCGGUACUCAGUCGUAUGCGCAAGGCCGGCAGCAGUCGGGCUAUGGCCAUCAUGGCGUGUCCGGGAUAUGA
This is a messenger RNA of Sordaria macrospora k-hell, 1053 nucleotides long. RefSeq lists its product as uncharacterized. Gene Ontology annotation, cellular component: mediator complex. The record is from RefSeq and is a predicted model, not a curated record. Lineage: Eukaryota; Fungi; Ascomycota; Sordariomycetes; Sordariales; Sordariaceae. Gene Ontology annotation, biological process: regulation of transcription by RNA polymerase II. Gene Ontology annotation, molecular function: transcription coregulator activity.